Molecule: messenger RNA, 1272 nt
Organism: Cucurbita maxima (winter squash)
Lineage: Eukaryota; Viridiplantae; Streptophyta; Magnoliopsida; Cucurbitales; Cucurbitaceae
Product: mitochondrial thiamine diphosphate carrier 2-like
Exons: 8
Coding region: 180-1190 (336 amino acids)
Biological process (GO): thiamine pyrophosphate transmembrane transport
Cellular component (GO): mitochondrial inner membrane
Molecular function (GO): thiamine transmembrane transporter activity
Source: RefSeq, a predicted model, not a curated record
UUUGUGUAAUAAUCUAUUCCACAUCGUUUGGCAGUUUGAAUGAUCCGUGAAAUCGACGUUUCCCUGGAACACGAGGCUUCUUUAAUUUUUAUUCUCUUUGCUUCACUCGAUCGCCUGGAUUUAUAGCGAUAUCGUUUCGCUUGUUUUCUGUAUCUGUUUUUGUUCGAACCUGAGGAGGUAUGGUUUCUCCGCCGAUGGUGGAGCCAGGACAGUUGAAGCGCGCGAUGAUCGAUUCGACGGCUGGCGCAAUUGCUGGUUGUGUGUCUCGGACGGUCACGUCUCCUCUCGACGUGAUUAAGAUCAGGUUUCAGGUUCAACUGGAGCCGAUAACUUCAUGGGCUUUGGUUCAAAGAAGUUUGUCUGGGCCAUCAAAGUACACCGGCAUGAUCCAAGCAACAAAGGAUAUUUUCAGGGAGGAAGGCUUACCGGGCUUUUGGCGUGGUAAUGUUCCUGCUCUGCUCAUGGUUAUGCCAUAUACAGCUAUACAAUUUACCGUGUUACAUAGAAUGAAAACAUAUGCUGCUGGUUCUUCUAAGACAGAGGUCCACAUACAAUUGAACCCUUAUCUUUCUUAUAUCAGUGGGGCACUGGCCGGGUGUGCAGCAACUGUUGGAUCAUAUCCAUUUGAUCUUCUUCGAACGAUAUUGGCAUCACAAGGUGAACCUAAGAUUUAUCCAUCCAUGAGGUCUGCCUUUAUUGAUAUAUUCCAAACCCGGGGGUUUCGAGGACUAUACGCUGGAUUGUCACCUACACUUGUUGAGAUUAUUCCAUACGCGGGUCUACAGUUCGGCACCUAUGACACGUUCAGGCGAUGGACUAUGUCCUGGAACCACCGCCACUACCCUAAUUCUGGAGCAACUAAUAGGAAAGAUGGCCUUUCAAGUUUUCAACUUUUACUUUGCGGGUUGGCUGCUGGGACUUGUGCAAAACUUGUUUGCCAUCCACUUGAUGUGGUUAAGAAAAGAUUUCAGAUCGAAGGGCUACAAAGGCAUCCGAGAUACGGGGCGAGGGUAGAACAAGAUGCUUACAGGAACAUGAUUGAUGCUUUACGGAGAAUUAUGAAAAGCGAAGGAACGGCGGGGCUCUAUAAAGGCAUCAUACCCUCAACGGUUAAGGCAGCCCCUGCUGGCGCCGUCACAUUUCUGGCGUUCGACACUAUCUCGGACUGGCUUCUUUCUAUUUCCUCAUAAUUUUUUUCCUUUCUUUAUAUAUUUAUUAAGUCACAAAUAAUUGCAAGUUUAGUUUCAGGAUUUUGGACUCUUGUUUCAAACC